AUGACACAUACUCGAGGGAAGAUAAAGAAGAAUGUUUUUCAGAAGUUGGCGGACACCAUAGACAUCGUACCUGAUGAGGAAGAACUAAUCAUAAUGGGAGACUUCAAUGGACACGUAGGCCCAAGAAGAACACCAUGGGAAAACUACCUUGGACCACACGGUGACACCAGUUCAGAUUGUAACUAUAAUGGGGAACAACUUUUAGCUCUCUGUGCAGAGUAUGAAUUAUACAUCACAAAUACAUUUUACCAGCACAGGCCAAGUCAACCUCACUCGUGGUACAGAAGGAACAACCUAGAAAUUUCCUCACAGAUCGACUUCAUAUUAAGACGAAUCGCCCAUAGAACAAAAACAACUGAUGCAAGAUCAAUCCCAAACAUCACAUUUGAUACAGAUCAUCGACCAGUGAUGAUGAUGAGUAAAGAGAAAAAAAGACCCAUGCGAAAACAGAAGAUAUAUUCAGAGAAAAUUAAUUUACGAAAACUCAAUGAAGAGGGCAAUGUGCAGAAAGUUGAGGACGAGAUCACAAAGAGACUAGAAAACCGAGACACCAGUUCUAUGAACGUUGAAGAAACAUGA
Molecule: messenger RNA, 579 nt
Organism: Aplysia californica (California sea hare)
Lineage: Eukaryota; Metazoa; Mollusca; Gastropoda; Aplysiida; Aplysiidae
Exons: 1
Coding region: 1-579 (192 amino acids)
Source: RefSeq, a predicted model, not a curated record